AUGCCGCCACCUUGGAGGAAACGUGUAGGAUCAUCGAGAGCCUCGAGGACUACCAACAUAGUUAACCCACCUCAAAAGCUACACGAAAGGGCUGUGAGGGGCAAUAUGGUCACAAAAAUGAGCGAUAGGGAUGGAGAGGAGGACUCACACAUUACCUAACUCAAUUUCGUCCAAGGACAAUGAGAAAUUGUACGGAACGAGCUGUUUCAUUUGUGGGGGACUAUAUAAGAAGUGUGACUACCCAAGCUUCAACAAGAGGCCAUAGUUGAACAUCAUUCAACUGAACAACGAUGAGGAGAAAGUUAAGGAAGGUAUCAACUCUUUUGAAAUCAUUAACUGUUUACAAUCGACACAAGGGUAAUCAAGAAAGAGAUUAGUGUAUGUCAAGGCCCAAGUUGAUGAAAAAAUAAUCGUAGAAAUGGUGGAUAGUGGUGCAACAAGUAACUUCAUUUCUCUAGGAGAAGUUUAG
Messenger RNA from Spirodela intermedia, 469 nucleotides. The record is from the annotation of a GenBank genome assembly. NCBI's taxonomy places the organism in Eukaryota, Viridiplantae, Streptophyta, Magnoliopsida, Alismatales, Araceae.